CUAUCUCGUAUGUGACUGUAGGAAGCUGGGAAGCGAGGGAGGCUCCACCGUGAGCUGCUUUCACGUCACACGGUGGUUGCUCGUCUGGAAGGAGUCCGAUGAUUGAUGCCACGGUCAGCUGUUGUGUGCUACUCCACCGUGUACGCUCACGACAAAGCACGCCGUGGGCCCUCCGAAAGAUGUGCGAGGUUUGCUGAGGGCUGAUUACGGGAAAGACUCGCUGCUGCUGUUGGAUUCGACCCGCGCGCGACGACCGUCUAUCGACGUGCGUGAGGGAGACGUGAUAUUUUGCUCGAGCACCAGGCCAAGAUGGUAGAGCCUAUCUUCGACUACCAAUUCCGUCUGAUACUGAUUGGCGACAGCACGGUCGGAAAGAGCUCCCUCCUCAAGUACUUCACCGAUGGCAAAUUCGCGGAGCUUUCAGAUCCAACUGUUGGUGUGGAUUUUUUUGCACGUUUAAUAGAAGUUAAGGAUGGCACAAGGAUAAAGUUACAAUUAUGGGAUACAGCUGGUCAAGAGAGAUUUAGGUCAAUUACAAAGUCUUAUUACAGAAACUCUGUAGGAGCACUCCUUGUAUAUGAUGUUUGUAAUAGGGCAAGUUUCGAACAUAUUCCCCAGUGGAUGAUGGAGGCUCGCAGACAUAUCGAGCCUCAUCGCCCGGUGUUUGCUCUAGUAGGCUGUAAGUUAGAUCUAGUAACUAAUGGCGGUAGACGAGAGGUUUCUAAAGAAGAAGCCCGUGCGUUUGCCGAUGAACACGGUGUACAUCAUAUUGAGACCAGUGCAAAGACUGGUGUAAAUGUUGAAGAAGCAUUUCGAACGGUUACGCAGGAAGUUUACAAUAGGAUACAAACUGGUGAAUACAAGGUAGAGGAUGGGUGGGAUGGCAUCAAAACUGGAUUUGCUAGGCCUGGUGGGUUAGAUUUUAAUCUAGUCGAGGCAGAACCGGCGAAGAGCUCGUGUUGUUAGGUCUAUCACUAUUUUGAUUUAUUUUUAAAGAAGAUUUAAGAAUGCAGAUGGAAUAGUUAUUGCAGGAGAGAAGUAUAUUAAAUGUAUAAUUUAAACAAUCAACGCGCAUAUAUAAACAUAUUGUAAUAUAUACUUGCUUAUGUUAUUCGGGCUAUAAAGUUAUUUAUUCUAUUAAUAUGCUUGCUGCAUAUUUGUACACACAAUUUAUUUUACUCACGUGGUAAAUAACUCUCUACUGCAUUCUUGUUUUAAGGGAAAGACAAUUUUAUCUAAAAAUAUGGUUGCAUAUGGACUAAAUACUUUUGUAUAUAGCUUGUACAUGUAUCAGAUGGCUAAUAAAUUCAUAUAAUUUUCUAGAGUAGUAAUUUUACAGUGAUAAAGAGAGAAUUAACAGACUUUCUCAAAAUAUAAGCAUUCUAAGAAAUUGAUCUUCUACAGACUAUAAAUUGAAAAAUUCUUAUGUUCGCGCGCAUAUACAUACGUCAAUAAAAUUAUCGCAUAAAUUUAUGUCAAACAUUUACAUAAUUUCAAGCAUAACACUGCAAACAAUCACAUUUUAAUUUUUCAAAAGAGGAGGCUAAAGUUGCCGUUAAACUUGAUCAGGGUCGAUAAUGUAGAAUCACUCGUGCACAUCAUUAACAAGAUUUUAUAUAUAUAUUUCUUUUAUAGAUUGGAAAUUCUUUUCCAGAAUUCAAGUAUUCUUUAUACCGAAAAUGAAAAAAUUUUUUGCAGAUUGCACUUUUUAUUAAUCAAUAUCUGGAAUUACAAAAAGUUCAUGAGAUUAAUCUUUUUUUCUAGGCUUUUAAUCUUGGUUCGAAUUGCACGAUAUGUUCGUACGUGUUAUACCUAAAAGAAUAAAGUUUCAUUUUGUACAUACAUAUCGUAUAUUUUGUAUACUAAGCAAAUAUUGUCCAGUUCUACGUACGAAAAAAAAAUUAUUUUCGUUUUUUAUAUGAACGCGACUGUUUUUCUUGAGAUUUUUGUACACUUUUAAUUCUGUAAAAAAUUUGCAAUUCUAUAAAGCCAAUUAAAAAAUUAGUUUAUUUUAAAAAUGUCGGUAAAACAGGCUUUAGGAUCCUCUUAAAGCUUGAAACUUAAUUCUUUCAAAUGCUUUUUGGCGCUUUCAAUUGUCCUUUUCAAUUAUUUUUUAAAUAAAACUUAUCAGUACAAUGAUAAAGUUUGAUCCAUCAAAAUAAAAAUUUUUAUGCAGUUUCGCUGCAUUAUACGUUAGAAAUCUUAAAAAAAAACAGAUAAAAUGGAUAAAACAGAUAGAAUGACUUAUUGUAAUGAUAGUUUCUUUAUUAGAAAAAUAAUAAAAUAAAGAUCCUCAUUUUUAAUAUAAAAAAAUGUAGAGAGGACUUUCUAUUACUUAUAUCUUAUAGAAGAAUCUUUUCCCUUUAUUCCCUAAUUGAAGAAAUUGUACAACUUGGGGGGGGGGAGACCAAAUUCCCGAAGUUGAAUAAAAAGUGGCUACUUUGACUUCGUUUACAACUCGCGGAAAAAAUCAAUGUAUAGAAUUUCACAAAAAAACGUUACUACUCUGUAUAAAUUGCAAUUCUUAUAUUAAUUGCCAUGAGGUCCUGUAGAUGCUUUACUUUAAUAUAUUAAGACAUCUGAGAAUUUAAGAAUGUUCAAAAAUGAUGUUCUAUUUAGAUCUGUAAUUUGAAACUAUUGUGCCAAGUUUAUAUCCUAAAUUAAUUUAGGAUAAAUAAUUGGAGUAGCUUUUUCUCUUGUCUAGUUGGAAAAUACUUGUUUUAAUAAAUAUCGUGCUCGUACAUCGCAAGAACAUAUAUUGACAUUUAAGAUUGCAUAUGUUGCCUAACUAAUUUUAGCAGAGCUGAAAUAAUAUUGUAAUAUAAUAUAUAAAUCGCAUCAUUACCUACGUAAGUAUAUUUUUUACGGCUUAUUUAGUGACAUAUAAAAAACAUUCUCGAAUUACAAGUAAUUUCCAAUUUGCCAAAUCAAUCAUAUUGCCAAAACAAUAUUACCUUGCGGGCACGAUGAAUUUGGACAUCUGCAGGAUUCUCACCAGCUAUUCUUAUUCUGUAAAUAUGAUGAACUUUGUUAGUCAUUUGAUAUAUUAAUAAUAUAUUUAAUAAUCGUUACAUAUGUAAGUGUUGAAUUAGGAUUGUUUUUAUUUUGAAAACAAAAUACAUGUGGCAUAACAUGAAGCAUCUUAAAACACAAUCAGGAUUUAUUUCGUCCAACAAAUAAUAUUGUUCAAUAAAAACUGACGGCUGUGCAGCUCUGUUGAAUUUAUUUUUUGUGAAAUAUUAAAAAUUAUUUCUAUAUAUGAUAAAAUGAGAUUUAUAAUACAAAGCAUUAUUCUUACGUGAUGUAGAAUUGAUACAAUUGAUUUUAAAAAAUAAAAUACAAAGUUGCGUACGUACAAAAUAAUCGAAAACAUUUUUUACUGCUUUAUAGUUGAUGAAUUGUUAUCAUUGGGACUUGUGAGAACAUGGUAUAUGUUGUAAUAUACGUAGCAUAUGUAUUAUUGAUAUGUUAGUGUGGUAUUGUAAAAUCUCAUUUACUCCUUAUGUAUUAUAUAAACAAUUUGAACAUUACCAACCAAAGUAUAGAACAUACAGUCUAUAUAUAUAAUGUAUAAUAUAUAACAUACUAUAUUUUAGAUUUUUUGAAAUACAUGCAAGAUGAAAUUUUUUAUAAACUAAUACGCUAUUUUGAAUAUAUUUUAUUUUAUCUGAAAUAUACUUUAUACUCUGUAAAAGUUUCAUAUAUAUGAAAUAAUUUUUAUAGUACAAUCUGAAUACAAAAAUUAAUAAAUGUAUAAUUAUAUUUAAUUUGAAAAUGUUAUGUAUACAUAGAAGUAUAUUCUUAGAUUUAAUAUUAAUAUAUACACAAUGUAUAAUAUUUAAGUAAAUUUUCACAAUCUGUAAGUAGUGGAAAGUAAAAUUAUAUAUAAAUAUCUUUCUUUAUUACGUUUUAUACUCGUCAACUGUGGUAUACGGAUAAAAAUUUAUAGAUGAUUUUAUAAAUACAAUAAAACUAUGGAAAAGCUUGCAACAUUGUUAAUAAAACGGUUAAUAUAGUCACAUGAAA
This is a messenger RNA of Monomorium pharaonis (pharaoh ant), 4026 nucleotides long. It is a transcript of the gene Rab39, whose product is annotated as ras-related protein Rab-39B. Gene Ontology annotation, molecular function: GTPase activity; GTP binding. The record is from RefSeq and is a predicted model, not a curated record. Gene Ontology annotation, biological process: Rab protein signal transduction. NCBI's taxonomy places the organism in Eukaryota, Metazoa, Arthropoda, Insecta, Hymenoptera, Formicidae. Gene Ontology annotation, cellular component: Golgi membrane. The transcript has 3 exons. Bases 310 to 966 code for a protein of 218 amino acids.